AUCAAACAAGCGGUUUGGAAUUUUUAUACCAAGAUGCAACAGACCGAAUCCUUCUACUCAAUCAUCAUUCUGAAUGAGAGCAUCUCCUGCCAGCCAGCUCCUGCCCAUCCUCCAGACAAACUGCGUUUGUCGCAUGGAAUUAUCAGCCUAACGUUGGGGCCCCUCAAUGCAUUCUUAAAUGGAAUCUGCGUACUCAUCUUCACUCAUCCACUGUGGAAAAAAUCAACAAUGAGUCGACUACUGAGGGGACUUUCGGUCAUCGAGCUUUGCAUGGGAAUAUCGCUUUUUGCUUACGCAUUGUUGGAUAACUGUUCAAGUCAUCUGCAAACCCAUUUUGACCUAAGAGAGAGCAUUCCUGUGGGAAAUACAACCCUUGAUUUUUACACCGACCGCCAUCGAAACUACGUAAAACAUACUUCCAUAUUCGUUCUCAGUAUUUGGUUUAGUCUUUGUCUAUUAGCCUUUCAAGUGGCUCGGAAUUGGUCUGUCGUUCUGUUGGCUGCAUAUCGCUACGAUCGACUGUGCCGACCAAUCGGCAGCGGAUCGGCAUUUACGGAUGAACGCAUUUGCAGCAUACUGGUUGCCGUGGUGGGUUGCUCUUGCGUAUUGGUUAUUCCGCGUGCUUUCGAAGCUGCCAUUAUUAUAUGCCACAGAACUGGAUUAUUCUCCGGGGUCAAAUUGCUUUUAUCAGAUAAUCAUAUUUAUCAAAUUGCCUACCUCGGUGUUGUUAUGUUUAUCGUGCAAGCUGGUGGCCCGGUUAUCUGUGUUUGCGUGCUCAAUGCUUUCAUCAUUCGUCUGAUUGUAAAACGUCGUCAGCUACAAAGAGAAAAAGAGGAAAAAUCAGCGUUGCGUCUACUGAACCAAAGAUCGAUAAGUGAGGUUUCUGAGAGGGGAAAUGACUCAAUCCAAAACGCUCGAUUUUCAUCAAUAAGCAAACCCGUCAACUAUCAUGUGCCCCCAAAACCACCCCCUUCCGGAGAUAAACUCAUAUUUGCCGUCUGUGUGUGUUUCUUCAUUUUCGAAACGCCCUCGUUUUUCAGUAAAAUUCUCCGCCCGUAUCUGGAAAAUAACUAUCCUGUUGUAGACUCGUGGUUAUCUAUUAUUGCCAACAUACUGAUUUAUUUGGAUUCUACGUUAAAUGCAUUUGUGUACAUGGCCUCAAAUCCCACAUUUCGCAAGAUUGUCUCGGAAAAAUUGUUGAAAUAUCGACAUUUGAUCUUUGGAACGGAAACAGUGGCCAGGUCGGCACCAAAUGUAACUGUCGAGAUUGGACGAGUUGAAGGGCAAUCCUGA
Messenger RNA from Opisthorchis viverrini, 1293 nucleotides. RefSeq lists its product as hypothetical. The record is from RefSeq and is a predicted model, not a curated record. The transcript is spliced from 2 exons. Gene Ontology annotation, biological process: G protein-coupled receptor signaling pathway. Lineage: Eukaryota; Metazoa; Platyhelminthes; Trematoda; Opisthorchiida; Opisthorchiidae. Gene Ontology annotation, cellular component: membrane. The coding region runs from base 34 to 1293 and encodes 419 amino acids. Gene Ontology annotation, molecular function: G protein-coupled receptor activity.